Messenger RNA from Linum tenue, 498 nucleotides. NCBI's taxonomy places the organism in Eukaryota, Viridiplantae, Streptophyta, Magnoliopsida, Malpighiales, Linaceae. The record is from the annotation of a GenBank genome assembly.
AUGAUCGAUAUGAGAAUUGAAGUUAAUUACAUCCUGGUUGCAGCUAUGAUCGAUAUGUAUUCCAAAUGUGGUGGAAUAGAAGCUGCAAAAAGUAUAUUCGAGAGGGUUCAGCGGGAUGAUGUUUCGAUUUGGAACUCAAUGAUCAAUGGCUUAGCAAUACAUGGUUUGGCACGGGAUGCAAUUGCAGUGUUCUCAAAGAUGGACUUCGAAGAUAUUACUCCGGAUGCUAUAACAUUUCUCGGAAUUCUGUCCGCUUGUAGUCAUUCUGGUUUGGUCAAAGAAGGCCGACAUUACUUCAAUCUGAUGAAAAGUCGGUGCUCGAUCGAGCCACAACAUGAGCAUUACGGUUCCUUUGUUGACCUCUUGGGUCGAGCUGGACUUCUUGAGGAAGCUUAUGAGGAAAGGGGUAAUCGUGUCAUGGUAAUGGUAGAGGAAGCCUGGGCCGAUAUAUCGCUCCUGCAAUAUAUCUUAGGAAACAAGGGCAGAUCGCUUCCGUAG